AUGGCGCCCAAAUCUGAAUGUGGUGCCGCCGAGCACCAGGAGAACACGGUUGGCCAUGUCACUCUGAACAAGGAGCCGCAAGGCGCAGUGAAAGAGAUCAAUACUGCGUCUGUAGCUCUUUCUGCGGCCGUUGCAGCUCAACCCCCGAAGCUGCUGUCAAAGAAUAUGAUCAAACUGUACAUGAUCAUGGGCAUUGGUUAUUUGAUUUCCACGAUGAACGGAUUCGACUCAUCGUUGAUGAGUUCUAUCAACGCGAUGAAGCCAUACCAAGAGUCAUUCGGGCUCUCCGGAGCAGGCUCAUCAACCGGCGUGAUUUUCAUCAUCUAUAACCUAGGUCAAAUCGCCGCUUUCCCCUUCUGCGGCCUCCUAGCUGACGGCUACGGCCGUAAAGUCUGCAUCUUCGUCGGAUGUCUCAUCGUCUGGAUCGGAACCGCCAUUCAAACACCCGCAAAGACUAUGGGAAUGUUUAUGGGAGGCCGCUUCCUCCUCGGUCUCGGUGCCGCACUCGCUUCUGCCGCGGGACCGGCGUAUACUGUCGAGCUCGCUCACCCGGCAUACCGUGGCACGAUGGCCGGUAUGUAUAAUAACUUUUGGUGGUUGGGCAACAUUCUUGCUGGAUGGACAACCUACGGAAGUAAUCUGCAUUUGAAGAAUUCAUGGGCCUGGAGAGUUCCUACUCUCGUGCAGGCUGGUUUGCCUGGUGUUGUCUUGGUUUUGAUUAUGUUUUUCCCGGAGUCUCCUCGUUGGCUUAUCGCCCAGGAUCGGCGGGAAGAAGCAUUGGAUAUUUUGGCCAAGUACCAUGGCGAUGGCGAUCGUCACCAUCCUGUUGUCCAACUCCAGUACCAUGAAAUUGUGGAACAGCUCAGCGCCACACGGGACGAGAACCCUUGGUGGGACUUCCGCGAGCUGGGAAACACACGCGCUGCACGAUACCGCUUGUUCAUGGUGAUUGCGAUGUCUUUCUUCGGACAAUGGUCAGGCAACAACGUAGUAAGCUAUUUUAUGCCGCAGAUGAUCAUCCAGGCUGGUAUCACCAGCUCGGACAAGCAGCUGCUCAUCAACGCCAUCAACCCCAUCUUCAGCAUGUUAGGCGCUAUCUACGGUGCCACCCUCCUGGACAAACUAGGCCGACGAACUAUGCUCUUGGGUGGCCUUGCUGGAGGAUUAGCAGCCUACAUCAUGCUUACUGCAUUCACUGCGCAGAGCGAGUAUCACCCCUCUCUCAGCUACGGCGUGAUCGUCUCUAUUUACCUCUUCGGUAUUAUCUUCGCAUGGGGAUUUACUCCUCUGCAAACUCUAUACGCCGUCGAGUGUCUUGAGAAUCGCACUCGUGCCAAGGGAUCCGGUCUCAACUUCUUGUUCCUAAAUGUUGCCAUGGUCGUCAACACUUACGGUAUCUCCGUCGGUAUCGAGAAAAUUGGAUGGAAGUUGUACCUUGUCUAUAUUGCUUGGAUCGUCGUUGAGAUGGUUGUUAUCUAUUAUUGCUUUGUCGAAACUGCGGGCAAGACCCUAGAGGAGCUGAAAGAAAUCUUCGAGGCACCGAAUCCUCGGAAUGCCAGUAUGAAGAGGACCAAGGUCGAGAUUGAUGAGUCGGGUGCCGUUGUUGGACUGGAGGCGUAA
This is a messenger RNA of Penicillium cataractarum, 1620 nucleotides long. RefSeq names its product Lactose permease. Bases 1 to 1620 code for a protein of 539 amino acids. The record is from RefSeq and is a predicted model, not a curated record. The transcript has 4 exons. Gene Ontology annotation, biological process: carbohydrate transport; transmembrane transport. Lineage: Eukaryota; Fungi; Ascomycota; Eurotiomycetes; Eurotiales; Aspergillaceae. Gene Ontology annotation, cellular component: membrane. Gene Ontology annotation, molecular function: carbohydrate:proton symporter activity.